AUGUUAAAGUGUUAAGAAUCAGAAGAUAAUUAAAAGGAGAUAAUAUUAGUUUGUUUUAAUAUUGAUUGCCAGAUAAAAAGAGUUUGUUGUUUAGAUUGUAUAGAAAAUCACAUUUAACAUAAAUAAGAUCUAUAGACAUUAAAAGAAAUUUAGAAGUGGUAAUAAGAUAUAUUCUCAUAUUAUUAAUUGUAGUCACAAAAGAUGAUAUAGAAUGCUGAUAUAAUGAGAUAAGCAGAAAAAUAUUUAUUUUUGGAUUUGGAGAAAUCAUAAAAAAAAAUUAAUAAUGAUGAGUUUGAAAAAUAUGUAUCUAAUUUAUUGAAACUCUAAUAAUAAUCAUAACCUUUGAAUUAAACAAUUUAAAAUCUAACAACAUAAAUGGAACCAAUGUUUUAAUUAUUUACAAAUUUUGAGAUAUAAAUUAAAAGUAAAGACAUCGAAACAUAGUCAACGUAAAAUUAAUUUAUAGACUAAAAAGAAUAAUUAUAAUAAGAAAAACAUGGAAAAGUAGGAAAUUAAGUGGAUUAAGUAAAAAAAUAAAAGAUGAAAAAAUACAAAUAUCAUGAUUUGAUAGAUAAAACUCAUAAAUUAAGAAAGGAAAAUGAUUUUGAUAUUCAUCAAUAUCCAAUCUAUUAUAAAUCAUCUAUUGAAAAUCUAGAAGAAUACACUACUAUAAUUCUAAUUGGAACUUAAACUUCAUAAAAAUAGGAACUAAUAAAUUUAUUAUUAAAUUAUUAUUAAGAAGUUGAAUUUUCAGAUCCUUAUAGAUUUGAAAUAGUUGAUGAUAUUGAAAUAAUUAAAGAGGAUUAAAAUAAUGAAUAUGAACAAAUGAAAGUAUAUUAUAUUACACCAUAAUAUGGAAAAUAAGGACUUAGAAUUAUAAAUACACCUGAUUAUUGUGAUGAUCUUAGUUAUAAUGAUCAAAAAAUAUUCAAUAGAAUAUAUAAUGUUAUUUAGAGUUCAGCUUCAAUUAAUCAAAAUAUUUUAAUUGGUUUUGUAAUACAACAAUAAAUUUAAAUAGGUUCAUUCUUUAUGUUAGAAUCUAUCAUGAGUAAUUUUUCAAAUUGUUAAAUUAAUAAUAUAGUCUUUUUAUUUCCAGAUUGCAUAGAUGAUUAUCCUAAAUAAAAGGAUAUCUUAUUAUCUAAUAUAGAAAUUAUAAAUGGAAUGUCUUCACCUGUUUUCAAAAUGAUACCAACUAUGAAAUAUUCUUGGUAUCUUAAAUUUAAUACAAGUAUUUUAUUUUAAGAAUGUAAAAUAUAAAAAAAUUAAUUUUUAUGGGAAAUGGGGAAAAAUAGUUAUUAAAUGCUUCUAUAAAAUUAUUUAUCCAAUAAACUUAAUAUCAAUAAACUUAAUUUGAUCAGGAAUUGUUAUAAUCAAUUUUUAAAUUAUCUUAGUUCUCCUUUUAUUUAGAAUUAAUGGGAAUUUGCUGAUAUAAAAUAAGAAUUGUAAACAUUAUUUUUAGAAUUAUACAAAAGAGAAACAUUUGGGAUUCGUGAAUUUAAUUUAAAUGUAUAAAAAAGAGAAAAUUAGAUAUAUUAGUAACUUGAUAAGAAUAGUAAAUAUUGGACACAUUUAUCAAAUUAAUAUGUCUAUAAAAUAAAGAAUGGUCAAAAGAGUAGUAAUAUUAUUGAAAAGAUUCUUAAAGAUCAUGAACAAGAAUUAAAUGAAGUUUAAACUUAAAUAAAUUAAUUUGAAUAAUUAAUGGAAGAAAUAGAAUUAAAAACAUAUAAAUUAGGUUUUGAAAAGUUUUAUAAAUUGUUUACUAAUUUCAUUAAUUCCAUAUAAGAUCAUUUGUUAUAAUUUUAUAAAGAGAAACGAUUAUUUUUUAAAUUUAAUUCAUUGUUAAUAUCAUUAAAUCCUAAUUAAUCGAAAUAUUAUGAAUAUUUAAUUACCAAAGAAAAAACUUUAAAGUAAGAUAGAUGGGAAGAAAGAGUAAAGAUUUUAACAUAAAAAUAACUGUUUUUUAUUUAUUCUGAUGAUUAUUUUAAGGGUUCUAAAUCUCAAUAAAUAGAAAAACUUCUUAAAGAAUGGACUGAAUAUCAAUUUCCAAAGUCAAAAAGAUAAACUUAUAGAUAUCUAAAAUCAGAUUGGAGAAUAUCAAUUGAUAAUAGUGAAUUUCAUUGCAAAUCAGAACAAAUAUUUUUAAAGGAAUAUAAAACAUAUAAAUUUGAUUAAUUAGUAGGACUUAGAAUAACUGAUGAUUGUGAUAGGCAUUUUUUAAGUCAUAUUGAAAAUUUUAGAAUAUUAGGAAGUAUGACAUGA
Messenger RNA from Paramecium pentaurelia, 2259 nucleotides. The record is from the annotation of a GenBank genome assembly. NCBI's taxonomy places the organism in Eukaryota, Ciliophora, Oligohymenophorea, Peniculida, Parameciidae.